This is a messenger RNA of Ochotona curzoniae (black-lipped pika), 2500 nucleotides long. RefSeq names its product UBAP1-MVB12-associated (UMA) domain containing 1 (gene UMAD1). Lineage: Eukaryota; Metazoa; Chordata; Mammalia; Lagomorpha; Ochotonidae. The record is from RefSeq and is a predicted model, not a curated record. The transcript has 4 exons. The coding region runs from base 271 to 675 and encodes 134 amino acids.
CUCGGGCCACCCCGCGGCGACCUGACCCCGGAAGUGGGGUGUCGGGCUCCUGUGGCGGUGCGGCGGGGGACUGCGGCGAGGCCUCAGGUACCUGUCCUCGCAGGCGGCGCCGCGGCCCUGCCGUGUGGACUGAGGAGAUCGCGUGGCGGGAAUCGGACGCGGCGUCCCUGGCGCUAUGCGCCGGCUGUUGACGACCCCGCCUCCUUUCUUUCCGCUCCUGCGCGGGAUCACUGCUGAGUCUGGGAGGUGGAGACGGCGGCGGCAGCAGUGAUGUUUCACUUCUUCAGAAAGCCCCCCGAAUCUAAAAAGCCCCCAGCGCCAGAGACAGAAGAGGUAGAAGGAUUCGUCCUUUUGGGAGACACAGCAAAUGAGCAAAAAGAUAAGACUUCAGAAGCAGAAGGUGAUCCGCCUUUAGAGACCAACAAAGAAAACUCAUCCAGUGAGACUGUGGCAGGCCCUGACACGGAAAAUAAGGCAGGCCAGAGCCUGGAGAGCAGCUCGCUAAUGACCGAGCUCCUGAGCGACGUGCCCUUCACCUUGGCCCCACACGUGCUGGCAGUGCAGGGCACCAUCAGCGACCUUCCCGAACACUUGCUCUCCUAUGACGUCAGCGAAAACUUGUCACGGUUUUGGUAUGAUUUCACUCUUGAAAAUUCAGUGCUCUGUGAUUCAUAAUGUUUAUGUCUGUUUCUACCUUAAUAGUUUUAAAAACAAAAGUUUGCCUGUUGCAUUUAACCUGUUUGGUGAUUGUCAUUUCAUUGUUUCAAGACCCUCAGAAAAGCAAGGAUCAUAAAGCAAAGAAAAUAGCAUUGUUUUUAUUGCUCUAAUUUUUUAGAAUAGAGUACAUAUGUAUAAACAUUGAGCUUUUUUCCUGCCUUGUAAUAAGUGCUGACAUGAGGUCACCAAGGAGGUUCCUUUAGCCAGUCUUCCAAACUCUAACACCUUGAUAAACAACUGUGAAUCAAAACUGGGGCAAUGAGUGGAUGAUUUCUCUUCUCUGAUUUGCAGAAAACAUGAAUUUUAUCCCCUUUAUUCUACUGUGCUUAUGCGUGAAUUAAAAAGAUUGCCAGUUGGCUUAAUUGCUCCAGGCUAAUUGUAGACCUAUUGAUAUGGAAAUUUAAAACUUUUCUAAAACAUCAGUGGCAGUUUAAUACAAAAAUGCUGUAACUCAGAAGGGUAUUUGACCUAGUUCUAAAGAUGCCCAGGUCUGAUAUCGGCGUGUCUAGGUUCAGUUCCCAAAUCUGCCCUUGACUCUGGCUUUCUGGGAGGCCGCAGUGCUGGGUCAUGUGACUGUGUUCCUGCCACACAGGAUUGCUGGAUUGUCUGACACUUGGCCUUGCACAGACCCAGCCGCAGUCUCUUGUGGGCAUUUAGGAAUUAAACCAGCUUCUCUACCUCUGAAAUUAAGAAAAUCAAAUUUUAAAAAAUGAAUGCUAAAACUGCCAUGGACACUGCUUCCUGAGCGGUCCAUUCUUUUUUCCUCCCACCAGUGGCCUUCCUUUGCCACCCCGGAAGAUUACUGUAUCCCCACCUUUGUUCUCUGCCUCUUAAAGCUUGUUCCAAGCGUGCUCGCUGACCAGCUUUCCAAAGAACUUUCCCUGCUUUCAUCUUGGUUGGCAUUUGCUCUCCUUACCACAUAUGUUCCCAGUUUAUGAAGAGUUCUACAUUUCCUUUUCGACUUGUCUGCCUUCUAAAAAAAUCUUAUGAUGAUACAUAUUAUUGGUGAUAACACCCUUAUUUAGAAAUGUGUUGGCCACAUUACAGAUGGAAAUGUUUUACUGCUAGAAAAACUGAAAUCAAUGCAUUUCCAUUUAGAGUGUAGGCAAAAUAUCUAGAUAUAACUUUUAAUUCUUGAGUAUCUCUAAUUUAUUACAAUUACAACAAAAGAGACCGGCCACUGGUUGGCAAAUUGUGAAGGGAAGGUGUAAUUGCGUAAGUUACCAAUGCUGUGGAACAUUCGAGUCACAUUCAUCGAGAGCCGUAGCAGUAUGGCUGGUUAAUUCUGUGCCAAAUUUUAAGUCUAUUUUUUUAAGACAUAGAAAAACCAUACAAAACUAAACACUGUGUAUAAAGGUAUAACCAUUAUCAAGUACUAAUGUGUUACGCAUGUUUGUUAAUAACUGUGGUAUGAUCUUCCUAAAAAUGCUGUUAUUUAAAAAUGGAACAUUUCUGUUGACAAAGGUGUGCUUCAUGCCAUGUGAAGUCGGUGAUUAAAUUAGAUCUUUCUAUGUUUUUCAAAAGUAUCAAUUUGGGAAAUAUCAUUUUGACACAAAUGUGAACAUUUUCUGGAGUUUUUUGAAGGUACAUCUCUUUCAUAUAUCUGUGCUGAGGUACUCUUACAACUAAAUGUAAACUUGAGAUUAAUUCAUCUAACUGUGUUAACUUGUCUAAAAAAUUACAUAUUUUAUUUAUAUUUAUGUCUACCAUGUGAUAAAUUUUCUUAUAUCUGUAGCAACUAUUGUAUUUAAUAAAUGUGAAAUAAAUAUUUUCAUUAUUUUCA